CGUUAUUUUAAAUUGUCUCUUUGUCCUGUAGACAUCGGAGCUGGAAUCACUGCUGUGCAAGCAAGAGGGCGCAUCGAUCGCGCCAGCCCAAAUGGACCUAUUCGAUGGCGGUCCGUCUUCCAGAGAGGAUGCGUUCCGGCCCGCACUAUGGGAGGACAUAGCCUCUUCAAUAAGAAACAUCGAUCCAGAAAAUGCAAACAUGCUCGCACCGCUCGGAGCGACCCACGUGAAACUAGAAGCUGACGAUCCGAUGUUAGAGGAGUGCGCCACGCCACUCCUCAGUCCGCUAGAGAUUAAAACGGAAAGGCUAUGUGUACCUCCUACAUAUGCUUUUCCGCCUCAACCUCCGCAGCAUCAGGUGCAUGUCCAACCGCCGCCUUCGUUCGCCAAGUAUCCGCCAUCGAGACUUGUGUACAUGGCACCACUCACUCCCCCCGGCUCAGACCAAGGCAGUCCAGGAAAUAACAUGCAGGGAGGCACAAGACGGACGCCGCCGCCGCCCUACCAUCCUCCGCCGCUGCUGCGUGCUCCUCACGCACCUCACCCGUCGCACGCGCCACAUGGGACCCACGGGACCCAUGGAACCCACGGGACCCAUGGAAGCCACGCACCGCACACGUCACAUCUAACUGCCCAUCCUUCAGCGCACAGUCAUUUACAUCCACAGGCGAUGUCACAGAUGCAGAUGGCGCCACAGCAGUCUGCGCAGGCGCACAACCCUGCGCUAUCCCACUCACGCCUAGAUCCUCCGCCAAAUGUCAAGUACAAUCGGCGGAACAAUCCAGAAUUGGAAAAGAGACGAGUCCACCACUGCGACUUUAUUGGUUGCACAAAAGUUUACACGAAAAGUUCGCACCUGAAAGCUCACCAGCGUAUACAUACAGGUGAAAAACCGUAUACAUGUCAAUGGCCGAAUUGUGAAUGGAGAUUCGCCAGAUCCGACGAGCUAACUCGUCACUACCGCAAACACACCGGCGCUAAACCCUUCAAAUGCGCGGUGUGCGAUCGCUCCUUCGCCAGGUCUGACCACCUCGCACUUCACAUGAAGCGGCACCUGCCCAAGACGUCCAAAUGACACGCAAGGAGGGGCGGGGAUCAGCCGCCCGCGCCUCCACCAGCACAGGAGGCUAUCAAUGAAAACAUCUUUCUUGAGUGCGAUCUGGAUUCAAGUCUGAUAGACACCAUCUACGGUGUACCGUGACUCAGCACAAUUUGUAUCAGAACUGAAGGCCUGACAGUACGGGCUGACUCAAUUGGAUUAGAAGUACAAGAGCUAACUUGCUUCAAAAUAACUUUAUCUAGAUCUAAGCUUCGGUUAGAUUGCUUUCAAAGGAUGGCGUUACUUAUUUUACUGUCUCAAUAUAAAUUUAUUUAUUAAGAUAAAUGUGAUGAAAGAUUAUUUCUCACGUAAUACCAGUUAACCAAUGCGUAUAUUAAAUAUAAUUGUUUAAAAUCACAAUAGGUACAAUCUAUUACCAAGGAAAUCGCUUUACAAACAAAUAUAAUUAUUAUUAUAAAUUAUUAGUGCAGUCAUCU
This is a messenger RNA of Papilio xuthus (Asian swallowtail), 1536 nucleotides long. RefSeq names its product dendritic arbor reduction 1. Lineage: Eukaryota; Metazoa; Arthropoda; Insecta; Lepidoptera; Papilionidae. Gene Ontology annotation, biological process: regulation of transcription by RNA polymerase II. The record is from RefSeq and is a predicted model, not a curated record. The coding region runs from base 92 to 1075 and encodes 327 amino acids. The transcript has 6 exons. Gene Ontology annotation, molecular function: DNA-binding transcription factor activity, RNA polymerase II-specific; RNA polymerase II cis-regulatory region sequence-specific DNA binding.